Messenger RNA from Notechis scutatus (mainland tiger snake), 5451 nucleotides. RefSeq names its product desmoglein-1-alpha-like. Gene Ontology annotation, biological process: homophilic cell-cell adhesion. The record is from RefSeq and is a predicted model, not a curated record. Gene Ontology annotation, cellular component: desmosome; plasma membrane. Gene Ontology annotation, molecular function: calcium ion binding. Lineage: Eukaryota; Metazoa; Chordata; Lepidosauria; Squamata; Elapidae.
GGGUGGAAGAACAUCUGUGCUGUGUCUUUUUACAGGCAUUGCCACUGGGGGGGAGGGAAAGGUACAGACACCUGGAGCAUUAUUUCCCCUUCCUUGGAUUUAAGAAACUACAGAUGAAAUGGACUGGCUUCCUUACAGAACAGCUGCUGUGCUGUUUAUUUUAAUGGUGUCCUUAGAUUUCAGCAUCAGCACUUUUCAUGUUGAGCUAAAAGAAUGGAAUGAAAAAGGAAUGGAGAGAUGGAAAUCCCAUCGGAGGCAGAAACGAGAAUGGAUUAAAUUUGCUGCUGCCUGUAGGGAAGGAGAAGAUAAUUCAAAAAGAAACCCAAUUGCAAGAAUCCGAUCAGAUUGUGCAGAUACCCAGCCAAUUAUAUAUAAAAUAAGUGGAGUAGGAAUUGAUCAACAUCCCGUGGGAGUAUUUGUCAUCAACCAGAAGACUGGUGAAAUUAAUAUAACAAAAAUAGUAGAUCGAGAGGAGACUCCAAUAUUUGUGAUUCACUGUCACGCUAUAAAUGUUAUGACUGGAAAAUCAAUAGAAACACCUCUUGAACUUCGUGUUCGGGUUCUGGAUAUAAAUGACAAUCCACCAAUAUUUACACAACACAUGUUCUCAGGGUCAAUAAUAGAAAGCAGCAUGGAGAAUACAUUUGUAAUGAAAAUAACUGCUACAGAUGCUGAUGAGCCAAAUAAUUUAAAUUCCAAAAUUGCCUACAAGAUUGAAAGCCAGACUCCUUCAGGCCCAUUACUGUUUAUCUUGAACACAGAAAAUGGAGAACUUCACAUUGCGAAAGCUCUUGAUAGAGAGGAACAAAGUCAAUAUACUCUGGUUGUCAAAGCCUCCGACAGAAAUGGAGGGCCAGAUGGAAUAUCAUCAGAAUGUUUGUGUCAGGUUAAAGUUCAGGAUGUGAAUGAUAAUUUUCCUACUCUUUCUCAGAGUUCGUUUUCAGUAUCAAUUCUAGAAAAUUCACUGAGUCAGGAGCUGCUGAGGAUACAGGUAUUUGAUGCAGAUCAAGAAUUUACAGAUAACUGGUUUGCAGAAUUUUUCUUUAUCUCUGGAAAUGAAAACCACAAUUUUGAGAUCACAGUAGAUAGAACGACUAAUGAAGGUAUCUUGAGUGUUGUAAAGGAAAUAGAUUAUGAACAAUUUUCAACCAUAAACAUUAAUAUUGGUGUGCGAAACGUUGCCCCUUUCCACUCUUCUGUGGCUUCUCUUUAUCGAUCUGUUGGAACCCCAAUUGUGGUACAGAUAACUAAUGUAAUUGAAGGACCAGCAUUUAGUCCAUCUACACUGACCAUCACUGCAUCUGAGAGCUUAACAAUUGAAACUAUACGCACUUACACUGUUGCGACAUUCCAAGCCAUUGAUCAGGAUACUGGAAAAGUUGCCACAAAUAUUCGGUAUGAGAUAGGCCGUGAUCCUGCUGCCUGGUUUCAAAUCAAUCCUCAAACUGCUGUCAUCACUUUUAAGAAAAUUAUUGAUCGAGAAUCAAUUUAUGUAGUCAAUGGGGUAUACACAGCAGAAGUCCUUGCUAUUACCAGAGACAGCCCUUACACAACAGCCACUGGCACUAUUAUGCUUACUAUUCAAGAUGUCAAUGAUAACUGUCCCAUUGUGACUGAGGAGAUCAGGAGAGUGUGUAUGAACAAUCCAACUGUGGUGAUCACAGCUAAAGAUCCAGAUGAUUCUCCAUAUGGGCCACCCUUUACAUUUAGCAUUAUCGCUCAGCCUCAAGGCAGCUGGUGGGAUAUCAAAGUAGUAAAUGGUACUUCUGCAGCUCUGUUCACUAACAACAUAGAGUUCAUAAUUUAUGAGGUCCAAGUCAAAGUGACCGACAACAGUGGCAAAAGCUGUCAAAGGCCACUGGUAAUUCCUCUGCAAGCCUGUGAAUGUAGUGAAAAUGGAAUGUGUACCCGACUAGCUAGCAAGAGAGUCAAAGUUAUAAUUAUUGGUGGUGGUGGAGCUGGUGGAGGAGCAGGUGGUGGAGGAGCAGGUGGUGGAGGUGCAGGUGGUGGAGGAGCAGGUGGUGGAGGUAUGGCUGGUGGAGGAGCGGGUGGUGGAGGAGCAGGUGGAGCGGGUGGUGGCGGAGCUGGUGGUGGCGGAGCUGGUGGUGGAGGAGCGGGUGGUGGAGGAACAGAUGGCUGGGGAACAGGUGGUUGGGGAACAGGUGGAGGUGAUACUGAUGGUGGUGGAGGUGGCGGUGGUGGAGAUGACGGUAGUACAGGUGGGGCCGGUGGUGGACAUUCACAUAGUGGCACUAGUGGACAUGCGAUUGGAGUAGGAGGAGCAAGGGAAAAUGGUGGAGAUACGUCUCUUAGCGCUGCUGCCAUUGGCCUGAUGAUUCUUGGAGGAUUAAUAUUUGUAUUGGUACCCAUUCUGAUGUCACAGAGUGAUUGUUUUGGUUAUUUGGGAUCCAGAUCUGCUGGUGGAGUUGGAGCUGGAUUUGAGCCUGUGCCUGAAUGCACAGAAGGAGCUAUCCAUUCCUGGGGAAUUGAAGGAGCACAGCCUGAAGACCGGGAUGUGUCAAAUAUCUGUGCACCAGUAACUGGUGCAAGUAAAGGAGAGUUUGCAGACUCUUCAGAUAUCUACACAGCUAAAUAUGGUGAUGGAGGAAUGGUGAGUUCAGGAAUUGAAGAAACAACAGGACUUGGAGUAACAAAAGGCUACGGAACUACACUGGGUUAUGGGACAACCGGAGGCUAUGGGACAACCGCAGGCUAUGGGACAAUGGGACGGAAAGAUACAUACGGAGGAAUAAAAGAAUACCGAGAAAGUGGUGUGAAUAUGGCUUUCUUAGACAGCUACUUCUCUGAGAAAGCAUUUGCCUAUGCUGAUGAAGAUGAAGGCAGACCUGCAAAUGACUGUCUCUUAAUAUAUGAUCAUGAGGGCAUAGGCACUCCUGUUGGUUCCAUUGGCUGUUGCAGUUUUAUUGGGGAUGAUCUGGACGAGUCCUAUUUGGAUACACUGGGUCCUAAAUUUAAGACCUUGGCAGAGAUCUGCUUGGGAAGAGAGAUUGAGUCCUUCCCAGAUUUCAAUAUGCCUCUGCCCAAUCCUGAUAUUGAGAUAAAUCUUCCACCACCUGGAACCACGAUUGUUGUUAACACAUCUUCAUCUAUGCCUCAACCUUCUGCUGUUGGUGGUACCACGGUCGUUACAGAAAAUACUUACACCACCACUUCCAAUGUACAACCUCCAAGGCCAAUGCCUGAUCCUAUGCUCCAUGGUAACGUAGUUGUAACAGAAACAUAUACUUCAGGCUCAACAAUGAAACCCCCUACACUUAAUGUUGAUCCUCUGACUGGAUCAAAUGUUGUGGUCAGGGAAAGAGUGCUGGCUCCUGCCCCAGUCACUGAUUUGCAUGGCAUGAUAGAGAUUCCCGACCUACCAGGUGGGUCAAAUGUUGUGGUCACAGAAAGAGUAAUUGCUCCUAAUACAAGGUUACCAUCUUCUUUGAGCAUUCCUAAUCUGACAGAAGGGUCAAAUGUAGUUGUGACCGAAAGAGUGAUUCGACCUGCUGCUAGUGUACAUGGCAACAUGACCCUCCCUUCUGACAUAUCAAGUGCCCGUAAUGUGGUUGUAACCGAAAGAGUUCUGUCUGGAACAGGAGCAAGUGGUGUCUCUGGGAGUCUAAGUAGUGGCGCUAAUUCAUUGUUGGCUUCUGAUAAUCUUCUUAGUCAGGCAAUUGGAACAGCUUCUCCUGGUUCAACUCGAAGAAGGGUAACAAAAUACAGCACUAUACAGUAUUCUAAUUAGUAAAGAUCACUUGUGACAUCUUUCCCUUCCCCCUUUUUAUGUUUUAGAUUUGCUGCUAAAUAAUGUUUUUAUUAUUUAUAGGUAGCAAAUUAAAAAUCAGAGAAAUGAUUCUUGUCUGAAACAGAAUCUCCAAACAUUUAGUUAUAAACCAAAAUAUAGGGGCACUGCCAACAUAAGAAAAUUCUGAUAUAUUGCCUUUGGAAACAUGAUAGUGUACAUAAUGGAGCAAUCACUAACAGAGCCUUUUGUAUAUGUUUGCUGAUGAGCAAUAUUUGGACCAACAUACCACUUCCUCUUUGUACUUAUUAACACCAUGGUAAGGAAAUGCAGCUGUGCACAAAGUGAUUUAUAGGAACUAUUAAAAUUCUGGAAUUCCUUACUGUAUUUUAAAACAGUUGCAUAGAGACUGUUCCAAAUAAUGAUCCGAUAAAUUCAGCAUAGUUUAGUUUCAUCUUAAAGCAGUUAGUCAACAUAAGCUAAAAGACAAAAAGGUGUCAACAGAAAAAAUAACGGCAUAUAUUAAAUCUGUAUCUCUGAACAAGACUAUGUGAAUUACAAUCAGUACAGCAGUCCUUAAGAAUGACAAUAUUCUGCUGUAACAAUAGAAAUGUACAGGAUAUUAACAGAUUUAGGCAGCAUAUCAUGUAUUGUGAAAGUAUUUGUGAGUGGACAAAUACUCAUUUGUGCUUCAUUUAAAUUUCCAUUUCAAUCAUAUAGCAAAAAAAAAAAAAAAAACCAACAGCAGUAACAACCACUUUUCUCUGAUAAAAGUGCUAUAAAAGUGCUAUAUGUGAUUUAAAUAGAAAAUUGAAUACCAAAAUAUUCUUCUCCCAAGAAAAUAAAGACACAAGGUCCCUCUACAUGUUUAAAUCCCAAAUGUUCAGCUAUUGAAAUAAAGUAUAGGCUUCAAAAUCCAAAAAGCUAUUUUAGGCUUAGAAUUGACAGGAAAGUGGUAGAAAUUUAGAUCUAUUCAUUUCUCAACAGCAAAUCACAAUUCAAUAUUGCUGGUUAUUCUCUCUAUUGAUAUAGGAUUGUGAAAUUUUUUUAAAAAAAAUUGUUGUUUCCAUUCUCAAAUAAAAGACUUCAGAUGACUUCCCAUCAGUUUUUAACAAUUUAAUUGUAACAAAACCCUGCUGUUUCAGAGCAACAGCUCAUAACCAUGUUUGGUAUGAAAAAGAAACACAGUUCUUUAGAACCUGACCUUCACAAUUUAGUUAUGUACCAUAUGUAAACUAAAACUAGCUCCAAUAUAGAGAAUACACUCCAAUGUACAUAUAGUUGUUAAACGCAGGGAAUUUUGGCCACCAGAUUAUAGUAAGCUAUCCCCUUUAUCUUUUAUGUACACCAGGGGUGUCAAACUGGCAGCCUGCAGGCCAAAUGUGUCACACACAGGCCAAGCCUACCCCAGCUCCGUGAAGGGAAAAAAACGUCAUGAGACAUCAACAUGACACCACAAGUUUGACACACAUGAUGUACAGUUUUUUUUAGUUUUGGUAUAGAAUUCUAUAGAAAAGUAAGGAUAUGGGUUUUUAUCUCUGCUCCUGGUAUUUUCUUUCUUGUCUUUAAUUUUCUUCCCAAUUUAACAUGCAUGUUGACUACUAAAUAAGAUGUAAAUACAAGAGCAAUUUCUAAUACAACUAGCAACUUGAUCUAGUAUUCACAGUUGAUUUUUCUUUUGCAGAAAGCUUCCCCUUCAGCUCUUU